Cinclus cinclus is the source of this 1139-nucleotide messenger RNA. It is a transcript of the gene CDK2AP2, whose product is annotated as cyclin dependent kinase 2 associated protein 2. Gene Ontology annotation, biological process: regulation of microtubule cytoskeleton organization; negative regulation of G1/S transition of mitotic cell cycle. The record is from RefSeq and is a predicted model, not a curated record. The coding region runs from base 422 to 820 and encodes 132 amino acids. Gene Ontology annotation, cellular component: nucleus; microtubule; cytoplasm. The transcript has 4 exons. NCBI's taxonomy places the organism in Eukaryota, Metazoa, Chordata, Aves, Passeriformes, Cinclidae.
CCCUCCCCCCGAGGCGGUGGCGCCGGUCAGUCACGUGACGCGGAGAGGGCUCGCCGGGUGAGGGGGCGUGGCCUACACACUAAUCACGUGGCCGGAGAGGCACCGAGGGGGCGGGGCCGACGCCUCGUGUCUCCACGGUGACCGGCCGGCGGGCGCGCGGCGGCGCGGUGACGUCGCGCUCGUGACGCGCCUGCGUCAUCACCGCGAGCGCCGGCGGCGGCGGAGGGGGGAGAGAUCCGGGUCAGGCCGGGGCCGCCGCGCUCCGCUCCGGUUCCCGGCUUCCCGCCGGGCCGAGCGGGGCCGAGCUGAGCUGAAGAGAGGCGGGCACCGGCGAUACAACCGGCGGGGCGAGCGCGGGGGCCGCACGCCGACCCCCGCCGCGGCGCUCCAGGGAUCCGGAAGCGGCGGGCGGCCGUCGGGGAUGUCCUACAAGCCCAUCGCUCCCGCCCCCGCUACCCCCGGAGCCGCCAGCGCCAGCCCCGCCCCGCCGGGGCCCGGGGCACCGUCCUUUCCCGCAGCCACGAGUGUCCCGUCGCCCUCCGGUUCCGUCCCUGGCGCCGCCGCCCCUUUCCGGCCGCUCUUCAAUGACUUCGGGCCGCCGUCCAUGGGCUACGUGCAGGCCAUGAAGCCCCCCGGGGCGCAGGGCUCGCAGAGCACCUACACGGACCUGCUCUCGGUCAUCGAGGAGAUGGGGAAGGAGAUCCGGCCCACCUACGCCGGCAGCAAGAGCGCCAUGGAGCGGCUGAAGCGGGGGAUCAUCCACGCCCGGGCGCUGGUCAGGGAGUGCCUGGCAGAGACAGAGCGAAACGCCCGCACGUAACGGCAGCUGCCACCCGGGACCCCCCGGGACCUCCCGGUGGUGGCGGCGGGGGCGGGGGGGCCGCCGUGCUGCCCGAGCCCCCCCUCCCCGCGCUCUCCGCUCUUUAUAAAUGCGUGUUUUUAUAAAUAAAGGACAAUGUUGGGACUUGGCCUCGGUGUGUCCCCACGGGGGUGGGUCCCGAUGGUGAUGGUGGGACGCGGGGUAGAGGUGGGGCAGUCGUGGGGAGGGUUUGGAGCCGCGCUGCGUAGGUGUUCCGGAGCUGAGAGGUGCGGGAGUGGUCAAACCACUCGCUGAACACUUUAAAAAGUGGCUUUUUAAA